Molecule: messenger RNA, 1517 nt
Organism: Cladocopium goreaui
Lineage: Eukaryota; Dinophyceae; Suessiales; Symbiodiniaceae
Source: the annotation of a GenBank genome assembly
AGAUUCUGUGUUGAUUUCUUGCUACAAGAUACAGUACGUCUUUGGCAGUCCUUGUCCGUUUGAGUCUGUCUUCUUGAGUGCAGAAUCGACAGCAGUAGGUAGGAUUUUCAUGGAUUAACGUGGCUGGGGCCUGGCCUGGCUUUAUUUGGUUUAUCUACUCAUCCCAAUGAUCCUGCGGUACAUGGUUCGAGCCAGUUUCAGAGGCUAAUUUUUGAGCAACUCCGGCCCACUUUUAGUUUUUGGUGGCCAUGGUGCGUGGAGCAAGGAAAGCUGUUGCUGUCGGAGUUGCGGUGGCUGUUGCCUGCAGUGUCCAGCAGCACUUGAAUUUUGUGCCUGGGCCUCGGCAUGCUGCUCCAGUGGCCGCAGCAGCAGCCAGCAUGAUGAUGGCUCCUGCGGCUUUUGCUGAUGAGAUCGGCGAUGCUGCAAAGAAGCUUGGAGAUGCUUCCUACUCUUUUGCCAAGGAAGUGGAUUGGAACAAUGGAAUUUUCCUCCAAGCCCCUGGCAAGUUUCAGCCCUUGAAGGCGUUGAAAGCAAUUGACAAGAUGAUCGAAAUGGGGGCAGCCGCGGAUCCCAAGCUUCUCAAAGAGGCAGCAGAAGCACAUCACAAGGCCAUCGGGAGCAUCAGUGGGCCAAAUGGUGUGACUUCGCGUGCUGACUGGGAUGCGGUGAAUGCAGCCCUUGGCCGUGUAGUCGCUUCGGUCCCCAAAGCAAAGGUCAUGGCUGUUUACGAUUCAGUGAAAGACAUCACGGACUCCAAAGUGCCAGCUUACAUGAAGUCCUUGGUGAACGGACCCGAUGCCGAGAAGGCCUACCAAGGAUUCCUGGAAUUCAAGGAUGUUGUUGCAAAGAACCAGGUGACCACCGCCAGUGCUCCUGCAGUUGUGCCUUCUGGGGACAAGAUUGGUGUAGCUGCAAAAGCGUUGUCCGAUGCAUCCUAUCCUUUCAUCAAGGACAUCGAUUGGCUGUCGGACAUUUACCUGAAGCCGCUGCCCGGCAAGACUGCCCCAGAGACCCUGAAAGCCAUUGACAAGAUGAUCGUGAUGGGCGCGAAGAUGGAUGGAAACCUCUUGAAGGCAGCAGCAGAGGCACACCACAAGGCCAUUGGCAGCAUUGAUGCCAAGGGUGUUACAUCCGCGGCCGACUACGAAGCUGUGAACGCAGCCAUUGGUCGCAUUGUGGCAUCUGUGCCCAAGGCCACUGUGAUGGAUGUGUACAAUUCCAUGGCCGGCGUCGUUGAUUCCACCGUCACCAACAACAUGUUCUCGAAGGUGAAUCCAUUGGAUGCAGUGGCUGCCGCCAAGGGUUUCUACACCUUCAAGGAUGUCGUGGAGGCUUCCCAGCGCUGAAGGUGAAGACCAUCAACAUGAAGUUUCGACAUUGCUUUGAUAUGCUUUGACUCUUUUUUUAAUCUUGUAUCUUGUAUAGCACGAGCCUCUGAAACAAAUGGAAAAAAAGCUCACAUUUUGCUUUGUCACCAAUGUAUCCUGCUGUAGCUCCCAUGUUUUCCAGAUCAUUCG